Molecule: messenger RNA, 1830 nt
Organism: Brettanomyces bruxellensis
Lineage: Eukaryota; Fungi; Ascomycota; Pichiomycetes; Pichiales; Pichiaceae
Exons: 1
Coding region: 1-1830 (609 amino acids)
Cellular component (GO): lipid droplet
Source: RefSeq, a predicted model, not a curated record
AUGGUCACAGAACUUCCACCUAUAUCUGCAGUGUUUCUCUGCAAAUUUGACGUUCACAGUGGCUAUGACUUGCACUGGUAUAAGACGAAUAACGAUCAUCUGUAUGAUUUGAAAGGCGUGGAGUUUAGUUCUCUUCCAUCUGGAUUACACUCAGUUUCCUCGGAUACAAUAAUGUUUGCUCGUCAGAAGGGAGACAUGGAUGGUGAUGAUCAUGUCAGCAAGGACAAACUUCUUUAUGGAAUAUCGAUUUUUCAUCAAAAUAAGCUUGACGAUCAGAAGAACGGUACAACAUCAGUAUCAGUGGACAGAUCCUGUGUCAAAAUGUACUCACUUGGUGUUUUGAUUGAUCCGGUGCAUGUCAGUUUAUUGCAGGAUAUGUCUGCGGAUUCACCAUGGAAACCACGAGUGUAUUCAGCUUGUUGGCAAUACCGCAAAGAACUAAGCCAUCUUUUGGACGGGUUCAUGCUUUGUAGCGGUUCUAUUGCCGAGAAGGCAUAUUUUUCGAAGUUUGAUGCAUUCUUUGAUAAACAUAAAUAUAGGUUGGUCUAUGAGCCAGAAAUUGGACUGGAAGUCUCGUCUCAUAAUGCUAAAAUCAACACUCCCAAAAUGACAUUUCUCACAAACCAGCCUGACCCUUCCUCACCUACAAUUUCGACGGACGAACUCACAUCCAUAGAUAUGUCAAUAGAUGCAUCCGAGUACGAUACAGAAAGCCAUCUGGUGUUUGGAUUGGAGACAAUGCUUGAGGUAUUGGGUCCUCUGGUAUAUGAAAUUUGGAAGCUCUCUCUAUUAAGGAAGCGGAUUCUCUUUUAUAUGGUGCCGGAGAAUGGUAGCGUGGUUUCAAUUCAAGAGGAACAGAGGACAGAAAAGUCACUACUAAAGGUUCAGGAUAUGUGCAAAUUCAUAUACAGUUUAUCGUUGAUUUCUUCAAUCCCGAAGAAGUUGAAACAACAGCUAGUGAAAUCCGACGUAAAAAACAUGGACGAAAUCGAGUUUAACCUACCUUUUUAUAAUUUUUGCAUCAACGAUAUUGAUUUUGUGAAGAAUAUUUCAGGUGGCUUUUUGGCUUGCACAACGGACCAGAUAUUACUUGAGAAGCGAGAUCUGUAUGACUACUGUGUGCGGAUACCAUCAAAUUUGGGCCGUGGCGGUGCUAAACCUGCCAUCUUUAGCUCUCAGGAUGCAUCAACAAGUAUACAUGCGACGCAUCGUGAUCUGGAGGCGUUUUUGCUCGUGAAACAGUUUAUAGAAGCAAGUACAGCUUUAGGAGAUGCCGAAAUGGACACCUCGCGUGCCAGCUUUACAAGUAUGUCAAGCUUGAUUACACCAGUCGUUUCCAGUGUUGGCCAGAAGCGUGCCAGUCAGACUACAGACGGUGAUUCCUAUUACGUUGAAUUAGCUGAGAAGAUUUCAUUGCAAGAGAUGAUUUGGCAAGGCAUUUCAUGGUGGGCGACUGCGGGCGAGUCGUCUAAGGAAAUAGAUGAGAAGUACACACUGGAAAAUGCGUUAUUUCAGGAUCUGGAGGAGGCUGAUGCGACUCCUGAUAAGAUUGACAUCAUAAUUUCGCUCAUCGGAUAUUUCCAACGGAAGACCGAUCGACUCUUUGUUUCUCUGAUCGAGCUCAUGCUGAAUGAAGACAGCGAUGCGUUUAAUGAGCAUGGAGUGGAAGGAUCUUCGGCCACAGUGUGCAUUCAUCCGCAUGAUAUGUUAGAAAUGGGGCUGGACCCUUACAGUUCUACAGAUUGUAAACUUUUGCAGGAAUUAGUGCACGUGUGGUGGGGCAGAGAUGCUGAUGUUGGUGGGGUGUGUGCACGGAUGUGCUGCUUUUAG